GGCCGUUUCUCAUCUGAGGACAUGUCCUUUGACUCAAGGGCUGGACAUCGCGCUUCUGGGGAGACAGCAGGGGUGGGGUGUACCCCGAAGUCUGGCCACAGGGGCGCCAGGGCAAUUCCACGCGGACGUGCAGGAGGCGGGAGGGAGCACUCACCGAACGUCCCUCGCUAGCUUUGCGCCCGCCCGCGCUGAAAAGGGUCGCCCUCCGCUUUGUGCGGGCUGACCCUCCAGUCAGGAGGGUCUAGGGGUUCUCCCUGCGGCCAUCAAGCGAGGGCGGGGCAAGGAGGAUCUAGGGCGGGACUGCGAGGCCAGUGUCUCUUCCGCUUUCCCUUUUGUUCUCUUCAACUGCCGACGAGAUUUCGCGAGGCUCCGGCGGACGCACCCACGAGUCAACUUCAACGGUGGAAGCGAAUGAGUUGCGGGGGUGCCCCGCGGCGGAAGAACCCCGCGCACCAUGCAAUGUCCGCCAGACUGGCCCCCGGUGCCUGGCGCCUUCAGGCCCUCGCCCUUCCCCAACUCUCUGCUGCAUGCCCUCCACGGUCUGGCCCGCGCGCUGCUUUUCCUGGCCUACUGGGCCCUGGACCAGCUGCUGGGCUGUUGGGCGCCGAUUGCGCGCCCCAGCUGCCUAAAGUGGCUGAGAGCAGCCGCGGGAGCCGGAGCAGCGCUCCUGCUGCUAGUGCUCAUCGGUCUGCCUUUGGCCCUACCGGGCCUGCUGCUCUGGCUGCCUCUACAGGCCUGGCGCCGUCCCUUCUGCUACCAGCCCCCUCCGCAGUGCUGGGCGCCUCCUGCACCCUGGCGUCCCCCAGCUGAGCCCGUGCGCUGCUUCAGCUUUCUCAGCGCCAACGUAUGCCUGCUCCCCGACGGGCUAGCACGCUUCAGCAACUUGCGGCACACCCAGCGGCGAGCCGAAGCUGUGGGCGCGGUGCUACUCGCUGGCCUGCGGCCCUUGCGCUAUGGGACUAUGGGCUGCAGUCCACCAGCGACUGGGGCGCCCGGCGGGGUGCUGAUAGCCACGGUGCCGGCGGGUCUGGACUUCGUGUGCCUGCAGGAGGUGUUCGAUCUGCGUGCGGCGCGCCGCCUGGUAAGCCGCCUCGCGCCCAAUCUGGGCCCAGUGUUAUACGACGUGGGUACGUUCGGCCUGCAACCCGGGCCGCACCUCAAACUGCUGGGCAGUGGACUGCUGCUGGCAUCCCGCUACCCGCUGCUGCGCGCCGCCUUCCGGUCCUUCCCUGACGCUCGUCGCGAGGACGCGCUGGCCUCUAAGGGACUUCUUUCUGCACAGGCACAAGUGGGCAUCCUGGACGGGCGCCGCGUCGUGGGCUUCCUGCACUGCACGCAUUUGCAAGCGCCAAUUGAGGACGGGCCCCUGCGCUGCAAACAGCUGACGAUGCUGCUGGACUGGGCCAAGCAGUUUGAGGCUGAGAGCGACCACGCUGAUGAAGUCAGGGCCUUUAGCGUGCUCCUGGGUGACCUGAACUUUGACAACUGCUCGCUAAACCACGCACUGGAGCAGGAGCACCAGCUUUUCAACCACUUCCAGGACCCCUGCCGGCUGGGCACGCGCCAGGAGCAGCCGUGGGCCCUGGGAACGAUAUUGAACACUUCCAGGCUCCACCACUCGGUAGCCUGCUCGCCGGAGAUGCUUCGGAGGGCCCUGGAGAAAGAGGAAGGGCGCCACCACUACCUGGCAGGCCCUUGCCACGGAAGCCCCCGGGCUGAGCCCUGGCGCGGCCGGCGCCUGGAUUACAUCACCUACCGGGGAGCGCCGGGAGGCCUGCUGAGUCCAGAAGUAGAACAGGUGACAUUCAGCACCGCCCUGGCGGGGCUCACAGACCACCUGGCCGUGGGACUUCGGCUCCGAAUUUCGAUGCCUUCGUGAGGCGACAGCGGCGAGGCAGGGUUGAAAGACGGAGGGGCAAGGAGGCACAGCGUGAGCCUGGCGGGUAGCAGCCGGAGCGGGACGACUGAAUGGAUCUUUAUUGUGCGCGGGCUCCCUCACACAGCCUCCUGGGCCCUGCGGUACUCGUAGACGCUGCCUCGCUCGGAGAAGGGUGGGGGCUGCGGGGGCGACACGGGAGGCGAGGCAGGGUCCUCGGGGUCCCCGUAGCCCCCGCCACCUGGUGUGUGGAGGCAGAACACGUCCUGUGGAGCAGAGGGGCAGGUUCAGCAUAGGCAGGGUCCCCACCUGCCUCCUGCUGCAGUACCAUCCCCACAGCAGCGCAUCCACAACACUGGCCUGAGCUGUUGAGUCUGGUUUGCUGUCCCCUCUCCUUCAGGAGCCAAAUUAAACUGAGUCUCUGGUUA
Artibeus jamaicensis (Jamaican fruit-eating bat) is the source of this 2304-nucleotide messenger RNA. RefSeq names its product sphingomyelin phosphodiesterase 5-like. The transcript is spliced from 8 exons. Bases 455 to 1879 code for a protein of 474 amino acids. The record is from RefSeq and is a predicted model, not a curated record. Gene Ontology annotation, molecular function: sphingomyelin phosphodiesterase activity. Lineage: Eukaryota; Metazoa; Chordata; Mammalia; Chiroptera; Phyllostomidae. Gene Ontology annotation, biological process: sphingomyelin metabolic process. Gene Ontology annotation, cellular component: cytoplasm; extracellular region.